GUGACAUUAGACUGUAAAUGCUUGUUGAUGCAAUAGUUUGAAUAAAGCUGAGCUGCUGCUAUUUGGCUGCUUGCAAGUGAUCACCGUUUGUUUGUAUCACGUGACGUUCUUGAAGAUACUCGGUUUCUAGCCGAGUUGCGUCAUGCGCAUUUCCAUGGAGACCAACGACAGCUCGAGGAUCGCGUAGCUAUUACUUGGUAUUGAAGUGGCACGAUGUCCAAUAAAAGCAAGGAGUUUUCUUGGGUGACAAACGGCCCUCCUUUUCAUCACAUGCUUCGGGCGUCUGGGCAAGCUGAGGUCUGGGAUGAUUUUACCGACGAGGCGAAAUUUCGUCAGUAUGGUUGGCGAUGUUCAACGAAUGAAGACUCUUAUUCGAAUGCCACCCUCAUUGGGAACUGGUCAGAGGAGAGGUUUGACACUCGCCGUGCUGUGGCGUUACGACGCCCCCUUCCGCAUCAGUUCUCCCACUACUUUGAAACCACAUAUUAUUCCAGCUACAAGAAAGAUGUCAUUCGGCCGGUCUACACAACCCCAAAGAGAGAGUCAAGAAGCUUCCCUGGCCACCAACCAGAGCUGGACCCUCCACAAACUAAGUGUGUGCCAAACUCCUGCUACAGACUGGACUUUAAAGGCCUUCAACAUAAGAAAUAGUGAGGAAGACUACAGAGCCUCAGUGCGGGAGUGUAGCAGAGACAAACUGAAGCCUUUGGCAGAGAAAUUUGGCUCCCAAAAUUAUAUUAGCUUUAGUAGCCUCUAACCGACUUCUGUGAGUGAACCAUUGUCAAAUAUUGAUAAAAAAUAUUCUUAUGUUUUGCUCAAGCAUGUGUC
Carassius gibelio (silver crucian carp) is the source of this 828-nucleotide messenger RNA. RefSeq names its product cilia and flagella associated protein 68 (gene cfap68). Lineage: Eukaryota; Metazoa; Chordata; Actinopteri; Cypriniformes; Cyprinidae. Bases 214 to 651 code for a protein of 145 amino acids. Gene Ontology annotation, cellular component: nucleus. The record is from RefSeq and is a predicted model, not a curated record. The transcript has 5 exons.